AAAAUGUCUUCUCGCCUGGUGGUCUUUCUGUGCCUUUUGGCUCUACUCCAGGAAUUCGAACAUGUGCGGUGUGUUGCACAUCACCCAGAGAGAAAGGUUGCUGGCCAUCAAGCAGACAAACUCAUACCACAGGAGUCCCGCGUGCAAGCCAGUGAUAAACGAUUCACGGCUCCCACAUGGCUCCCUAAAGUGCUCAAAGUCGUAAAGGCUGGCACAGACGUGUUUUCUCACACAACGAAUUUCGUGGCUCUGGCGAGCGCCGUGAUACACGCGAUGAAAGGAUGCUGCCUAUCACACAAGGAUGCCUGCCAGGCGAACGAAGAGAUCCAAACACUCAAAGCAGAUAUUGUCAAGAAAACUGCAACAAUAGACGACCGACAGCUGGAAGUUAAGAACAAACAAGAUCGACUCGCUGGCGGUAUAGCUGAGUUUGAGAACAUCGUCAGUGAGAUAUACCGUAUAAACGGCGCCCAGGAGCGUUUCCUAUCCACCUUAGCACCGAAACUUAACGCAUCCCUGCAGCAAAGCAGAUCAAAAGUUGAAAUGUUUAUGAAGCAAAAGGAAGGACAGCAAGAGUUCGUCUCGUAUAUCGAAGUAGAAGAGAUGUAUAACAGUGGCAUUAAAGACGCCAUGGAGAUAGGUGGCCCUUUGCUUGGCUUAUUAAUGCCUAUUGGAGAGAAAGUAUUCUCGUGGACUGCAGCAAAGAUCCAGGCUUCAGAAGCGAAUAGGGCGGCGGCCUUUUCACUCAAGUUAGGUAUUCAAGAGCCACCAAAAACCCCGAAAUAUAAAAACGUCCGACUCAGAAGGACCGCAGCAAUCGCCCGUAACCGCAAGAACGAGUUCCAACUGCACCCUAAUCGCGUAAAGACCAAGAGCAGGUUCAACAAUGUUAUCAGAAAAGGAAACAAGAUCGCAAAGGGCGUGAUCACGGCCUUUUCUUAUUUUUCAGCAGCAAUCAACCUGUGGACUGUGAUUGAUAAUGCAAAAGAAUGCUCCGAAAAUGCCGAGUCAGCUCUCAAGGCGCGUGACCAAAUGCGAGCUUCGAUGACUGAAUAUGAAAACAUCUUGAAAGGUGUUGAAGAAGCUAACGACAUCGUCGAGGAGGCGUAUAAAGAUUUCCAUAAUGUAAUCACGGAUGAUGGCUUUAUGGCGGAGAUCACGACGAUAAAACAAAUGGUGGACGACAUCGCGCCUGCUGGAGACGACUCGAUGGCUUUAGUCUCCCUCGAUAUCCAAUACUUUAUGGAUAACAUCAAAGGAGCAUCGCUCAAUGAGGUCUUCCCAGUGUUGAACCGGCUGCUUCAUGGCUUAAGCCAAGUUCCAUUCAGUAUCAGCUGUCUCACAAGCCAAUCAGAGAUGAUUCCCUAUGUAAUCAAUGGAUGUAAAACGGGCGCCAACACAUUUUCGACACUGUAUAAAGAGGCCCAAGGGAUAGCAGAUGCUAAUGGCAAUGACGCUUGUGAACCAAAGAUCGGCUCUAAGUACAUCCCAGAAGAUCUCCUUCGUAAUAAUCUAAAAGAUAUCGCGCAAAAGAUGGGUUUCCAGCAGAACUGUCUCCUAAACAACGAGGACAAGAAAUCGCUGGCAUGCAUGUACAGUGCAGAUGGGUAUUCUGCCACAGUCAUCGCCGACAAAAUGGGAAUCGACAAGGAGACCGCUGAUGCACUUAUCACCUUGUGCCCGAAAACAACUGAGCUCAGUAAACACGACCAGACCAUUGUGUGCAACUUGCGGAAAUUAAACCAAUCAGACGAAGAAAUUGCAAGCAUCAUGGAAUAUGACGUAACACUCGUCGCAAAAACGCAGUGUUAGUCUAGCGAAAGAGCACUUCAAAUCAACCAAGUUACCGAACCUCAGACACAAUCGCCGCAUUCGAUGAAAAAAAAAAGAAUUUUGACUAAAGUUAGACCCCGAUAACGCGAACCUCUGGCCAUUUGUCCAUCGGUGUAACGUAAUUUCACCCCCAAUAAGUUGAACUCUUGAUAACCCCAACUUCCAAUAAACUCGUUUUAUAAUUGCAUAAACCUUCGGUUUUUACUUAACUUAUCAAUAAAUAAAUGUCUAUUAAAGUUGCACGAUCUUGUUGUGUCAUCCUCGGGGACAAAGGGCGGCGCGGAGACCGGAAGCGGGAGUACGCGCGAAGACGAAAGAAAGAGAGUAAAAGGACGUCUUUUCCUCCUCAUUCUUUCUCGUGCGUCCCCGAUCUCCGCAGCGUCCUGCGUCCCCGAGGGUGUUGUUGUGUUUGUAGAUGUAACAAUAAAUUCGUGUUCAUGCCAAAAAAUCAGCAUAACAAAAAUGUUUCCUUCUUAUAAUUCAUCAAUUAUUCUCGAAUUUUGCUUUCGUGGUUCCAGUUAUCGGGAUCUAACUGUUGAUUCUGAGAAAUUCAUGAAAAAGUAGAAUAUGAUCAAUUGUAAUGAAGGUGGUAAUAAUGGCAACGUAUGUUAUUACAAAUAAACAAAGCAAUAAAGGUGGAAACAAUGUUA
Nematostella vectensis (starlet sea anemone) is the source of this 2483-nucleotide messenger RNA. RefSeq lists its product as uncharacterized. The transcript is spliced from 13 exons. Bases 4 to 1812 code for a protein of 602 amino acids. The record is from RefSeq and is a predicted model, not a curated record. NCBI's taxonomy places the organism in Eukaryota, Metazoa, Cnidaria, Anthozoa, Actiniaria, Edwardsiidae.